Molecule: messenger RNA, 3362 nt
Organism: Nymphaea colorata (pocket water lily)
Lineage: Eukaryota; Viridiplantae; Streptophyta; Magnoliopsida; Nymphaeales; Nymphaeaceae
Product: phosphatidylinositol 4-phosphate 5-kinase 1-like
Exons: 8
Coding region: 330-2594 (754 amino acids)
Biological process (GO): phosphatidylinositol metabolic process
Molecular function (GO): ATP binding; 1-phosphatidylinositol-4-phosphate 5-kinase activity
Source: RefSeq, a predicted model, not a curated record
CCUCCCUUUUUCCUCUUUACUGUGUGUGUGUGUCUCUCUCUCCUCUCUCUCUCUCUCUCUCUCUGCCUGUGUUUCUUUCACUUCUUCGAGCCACUCUCUCUCUUUUUCUCUCGGACAAAGUUCCCUGGUAGCAUUUGUUUUUGUUCUUUUCUUUUUUCCUUGGUCUGCUCAAUCGGGUUGAAAGAGAGAGGGAGUAUUCCAAGGAUGUCUUCUUCCUGAUCUCUCUGCGUGUUUUUUUUUUUUUCUCCUUCUGUUUUUGCUUUGUUGCUGCUGAGUUUCUCGCAUAGAGGAGGGGUGUGGGAGACCCUCUCCAUGAAUGCGUCAAAGGGAUGAUGAAGAGGGGAGAGGACGAGCUAGAGGAGGUCGUGGUGUCGAACUCGGAGGCAUCCACCACACGGCGGCCCCAGACGGCCAAGAGGGUGACGCCCACCACCUACCUUUUCCCCGCUGCCGCUGCAGCCGCCAUCACCACCAUCGACCACCUGAACGCCACCAUCGCAGCCGCCGGCGAAGCUCCGUUGCAGACUCGGGUCGUGGAGAGGGUGCUUCCCAAUGGGGACAUCUACUCGGGGGCGUUCUCGGGGAGCCUCCCUCAUGGCGUCGGCAAGUACGUCUGGUCCGACGGGUGCAUGUACGAAGGCGAGUGGCGUCACGGAAAGACCUGUGGGAAGGGCAAGUUCUCGUGGCCCUCCGGCGCCACCUACGAGGGGGAGUUCAAAUCCGGCUUUAUGGAAGGCUACGGCACCUUCACCGGCGCCGGUGGAGACACCUACAGGGGAAUGUGGUCGGGGAACCAGAAGCACGGGUCCGGCAAGAAGAUCUACGCAAAUGGAGACGUCUACGAGGGCUGCUGGAAGAGGAAUUUGCAGGACGGGCGCGGGAGGUACGUCUGGAAAAACGGAAACCAAUACGUCGGAGAAUGGCGUUCCGGAGUCAUCUGGGGAAAGGGGGAACUCGUCUGGGCAAACGGAGACCGGUACAGAGGGCGGUGGGAGAAUGGCUUCCCGACAGGGAAGGGGGAGUUUACGUGGGCCGAUGGGAGCGUCUACCGCGGAAAUUGGAGCCGCGAUCCCAAGCACCAGAGCGGCGUGUUCUACCCGGCGACACUGCAUCGCCGGAACUCGAGCUCCGGAUUCGCGGAAUGCCGGAGCCUUAGUGUCGAUAGUGGUGUAGGUGGGGUGAUGGGGAUGUCGAGGAAGAGGUCGUCAGCUGAUGGGAGGUUUAGCCGGAACUUCGACAGAAUCUGCAUUUGGGAUUCAGAUGGGGAGGCCGGAGAUAUCACAUGCGAUAUCAUUGACGGGAACUCUGUGUUUUGGAAAGGAGAUGGUGGUGGUGGAGGUGGUCUUGGGUACCUCAGGAGGGUCACCCCCGGAAGGUUCUCCAGCGAAGCUAAGAAGCAAGGCCAGGCCAUAUCAAAAGGACACAAGAAUUAUGAAUUGAUGCUGAAUCUGCAAUUGGGCAUAAGAUAUUCGGUGGGGAAAUCCUCAGCAUCACGAAUGCUGGAUCUGAGACCAGCGGAUUUUGAUCCGAAUGAGAGGGUCUGGAUCAGAUUCCCGCCGGAGGGAUCCAAGACUACUCCUCCACACCAGUCCGUUGAGUUUAGAUGGAAAGAUUACUGCCCCGCUGUUUUCAGGCACUUGCGUCACCUUUUCAAGAUUGAUCCAGCUGAUUACAUGCUGUCUAUUUGUGGAAAUGAUGCUCUUCGAGUUCUUUCAUCUCCUGGAAAAAGCGGCAGUUUCUUCUACCUUACCCAUGAUGACCGCUUCAUGAUAAAGACUGUGAAAAAAUCAGAAGUGAAGGUUCUUCUUCGAAUGCUUCAUAGUUAUUACUAUCACAUCCAGGAGUACGAGAAUUCUCUUGUAACCAAGUUCUAUGGUGUUCAUUGUGUGAAGCCUGUUGGUGGUCAGAAGGUUCGCUUCAUUGUCAUGGGAAAUUUGUUCUGCUCAGAGCAUCGCAUACAUAGACGAUUUGAUCUGAAGGGUUCCUCAUAUGGACGUUCUACUGACAAGCCCGAGGGGGAGAUUGAUGAAACUACCACCCUCAAAGACCUUGAUCUUAACUUUGUCUUCCGUCUUGAAAGACAUUGGUUCCAGGAACUACUAAGGCAAGUUGACAGAGACUGCCAAUUUUUGGAGACUGAGCGGAUCAUGGACUACAGUCUUUUGGUGGGUCUUCAUUUUUGUGAUCCUUUCACUGCCAAGACAGACUUCUUGAAGGAUUCCUUUAGUUCACCUUGCAAGGAGAGAACAGAUCUUUCUUGGUUUCAGGAGGAUAAAAAUCGAUUUCAGGCUGCCUGUAAGCCAUUGGUAAGGCUCGGUGCAAAUAUGCCUGCUAGGGUGGAGCAGGUGGUCCGGAGAAGUGAUUUUGAGUAUAGUCAAUCAAAUGGUUGUGGUUCUCCUGGGGCCCAAGUGUAUGAUGUGAUUCUGUAUUUUGGAAUAAUUGACAUACUUCAAGACUACGAUAUCAGCAAGAAACUGGAGCAUGCCUACAAGUCUUUCCAGGUCGAUCCUAUCUCAAUAUCGGCCGUGGAUCCAAAGCUGUAUUCAAAAAGAUUCAGGGACUUCAUUAGCAGGAUCUUCAUGGAGGACUACUGAUUUCAAUCACUGGCUGAUCUAGGAAUGGGAACCAUGAGUGGACAUUGAAGACAAGCCAGCGGGCCCAGCAUUGGCAGGACGCACAGAGCGGACAGGAUGGAAUCAUAUGGCUAAAGGGAAAGAUUGAGGUGAUUCAUCUUUCAUCUCGUCGGUUGCAGGAGGCAGGAUGGCCCCAUGGUCAUUGAGAGGAGGCAGUGUUUAUUUGUGACAGAAUGAAAUUCAAAUACGAUGACGUGGUUGGUUAGCUGCUUAAGAAAAUACACUGGCUGGAUUUUGAGGACUCGGCCUGUGGGGAUGCAUUGGAAAAGUUUUUGUAAAUUCAGAUGGUGGAAUUGGCAUUGAUUGUUUUGUUUUUGUUUUUUUUUUCUUUGUUACCCAAAUUCAGGAUUUGGGGCAGGAAUUGAAAUAAUUGUACAGUUAGAAAGAGAGAGAGAGAGAGAAGAGAACUUGAAGAUACGAAUUCAAGGUUGGAAGAAAGGAAAAGAAAAAAACCAAAGAGAGAAUGAAGUGUAUCUCUGGUUAGUCUGAUUAUUUUUUAUUUUGUUUUUGGCUUUUCCUUGGUGGUGGGGACUGAAUGUGUUGAAUUUUGCUUUUACAGUGCCUUACUGCAAAGUUGGUGGUGAGGGGUGUGAGAAAAGGAUUUGGGCAAGGAAGCAUUAAAAGGAGAGAAAAGCACAAUCCGGAGAGAGAGAGAGAGGGAGAGGUCUAUUGUGUAAUGACUAAUGAGGCUUCAUUCUAUUGUAUGUAUACAUGCAUUAUUAUUUUUUA